CUGGAUAGCAUGGCUGUGGGGCCUGCCCUGUGGCUGGGCACUCUGCUCCUCAUUUCCCUCUGGGGGGCCUCAGCUCCAGCUUCCCUUCUUAGGCGCCUAGGAGAGCACAUUCGGCAGCUUCAGGAGAGCUCUAUCCUGGGCCUGAGUCUGGGUCCAGAGGCUGCAGCCCUCCCAAAAGAGGGGUGGCUGGAGCAGCCACUGGACCCCUUCAACACAUCUGACAGACGGUCCUUCCUACAGCGGUACUGGGUAAAUGACCAGCAUUGGGCCAGCCGGGAUGGACCCGUGUUCCUAUAUCUUGGGGGUGAGGGCAGCCUCGGACCCGGCUCAGUGAUGAGAGGGCACCCUGCAGCCCUGGCCCCAGCCUGGGGGGCCCUGGUGAUUGGCCUGGAACACAGGUUCUAUGGCCUGAGUGUGCCUGCUGGGGGCCUGGACAGGGCCCAGCUCCGCUUCCUGUCCAGCCGCCAUGCGCUGGCCGAUGUGGUCUCCGCCCGCCUCGCGCUCUCCCGCCUCCUCAACGUCUCCUCCUCCAGCCCUUGGGUCUGCUUCGGAGGCUCUUAUGCCGGCUCCCUGGCCGCCUGGGCACGGCUGAAGUUCCCGCAUCUCAUCUUCGCAGCGGUCGCCUCCUCCGCCCCGGUGCGGGCUGUGCUGGACUUCUCCGCGUACAACGAGGUGGUGUCCAGGAGCCUCACGAGCGCGGCGAUCGGCGGGUCCCCGGAGUGCCGGACGGCGGCGUCCAUAGCCUUCACAGAGGUGGAGAGGCGGCUGCGCGCGGGCGGAGCGGCCCGGGCGGCGCUGAGGAAGGAGCUGGGCGCAUGCGCGUCCUUGGGCCGCUCGGAGGACCGGGCGGAGCUGCUGGGGGCGCUGCAGGCGCUGGUGGGAGGCGCAGUGCAGUACGACGGUCAGGCGGGGACGCCGCUGAGCGUGCGACAGCUCUGUGGCCUCCUCCAGGGCAGGGGCAAUGGCAGCCGCCCCACGCCCUACCGCGGGCUGCGUCAGGCAGUGCAGGUUGUUAUACACAGACUUGGCCAGAGGUGUUUAAGCUUUUCCCGAGCAGAGACAGUGGCACAGCUGAGGGUCACUGAACCCCAAAUGCCCGGCGUGGGUGACCGGCAGUGGUUGUACCAGACAUGUACUGAGUUCGGCUUCUAUGUCACCUGUGAGGACCCCGGAUGUCCUUUCUCUCAGCUCCCAGCACUGCCCUCCCAGCUAGAGCUGUGUGAGCAGGUGUUUGGGCUCUCAGCCUCAUCCAUAGCCCAGGCUGUGGCCCAGACGAACUCCUACUAUGGUGGCCAGAGCCCAGGGGCCACCCAAGUGCUGUUCGUGAAUGGGGAUGCAGACCCCUGGCAUGUGCUAAGUGUAACACAGGCCUUGGGAUCCUCCGUGUCAGCCCUUCUCAUCCCUGGUGCCUCCCACUGCAUGGAUAUGGCCCCUGAGAGGUCCUCCGACUCCCCCAGCCUCCGCCUAGGGCGCCAGAGCAUCUUCCAGCAGCUGCAGACCUGGCUCAGGCAGGCAAAGGAGAGCCCAGACAGGGGCGGGGUCUGAGCCACACACUCUGGCCACUGCUGGCAAGGCCACUGCAGCCCUGGACGCACUCGUUCACUGGACAGGAGGAAGCAGCUGGUAUUCACAGGGGAGAUUUCCAGGAAUUGGGAUUCAGCACCUGUCCUACGUGUCAUUGACUUGCAACUGCAAAUGUCCUCACUGCCAACGGACAGUGCUCUGUUACCGACAAAGGGGUCUGCAAAUUCAAGUGGAUGAUGAUUCUCUCUGUGAAUGCUGGUGUUUUAAUAUCAAAGAAUAGUUACUUGGGAAACUGAUUUAAGCAGGAGCCCAAAUAGUGUUCCAGCGGUGGUGUCUCUUCGUGCUGGUGCCCUCCCCCUAGACGGUACCGGCUCACGCUCUGCUCAGCUCCUGGGCUGGGCCCUCCCUGUGUCUGUCUGGACCUCAGACCCUGAUGCAUCUGCUUCUUACCCUUUCUCUCGCUGUGCCCCUCCCUCGGUCUCUUAUUCUCUGCCCCACCCCUGUCUCUAUUUGCCCCUCAGUCUCCUGUUUCUCCAGAUGCCUGUGUUCCUGUCUCUGUGUCUCCUCCGCUUCUCUUUAUUUCUCCACCCUGUCUCUCUCUCUCUCUCUCUCUCUCUCAAUGUCUUUCUACGCUCCUCCUCUCUCACUUGAUCGUUCCUUGAUUGGCUGCACUGCUGUUUCUGCCUUUCCUUUCUGGUCUCUCUGUCACUUCAGGCACUUUCUCUCUCACUCUGACCCUGCCUGUACUUCCCUCUGUCAGACUUCCCUUGUCCUCCUCCUCAAUCUCUCUGUCUCCCCCAGGCUCUCUCUGUUUCUGUCUCUUACACUCUUCCUCACUGCCUCUAUUUCUCUUCCUGUCACUUAAUCUUUUCUUUCUCUGUCUCUCUUUUAGUCGUCCAUACAAACCUGUCACACACCAUCUUUUCCCACAAAUAACUUGAUCUAAAUUUGAUAAAUCAUGCAUAGGAGCAAAUAGAGAAGUGACAAUGAGCAAGAGACUCGUGCCCAAGUUGAAAUACAGUAUAGUAAUUGGGCAGCAGUCAAGAAAAAUGUCUUUCUUUUCACUGUAAAGAAAAUAUAAAACCGUAACCAGAGACAAGUGUGCAUUCUAUUCAUUGGAAGCUAUAACGCUGGUCCAUUGGAAAGUAACAGUAAACUUGUCACCUCUUCCCUGGCAAGAAGGGAGACAAAUUUGCCUAUCUUUUAAAAUGAAUGAGAGGUACAGGUUUUGAAAAAAAGGGAAAAUAAAAUGCUUAGCAAUUUAUAAAGACUUAGGUGAAGAGCGUCAGUGCAUUUUAGGAGAGGACAAACUAGGAGGUGCAUCUGUGAAUGGACUUUCUUCGCCAUGUCUUCUGCCUGAGAUCUGGGAGAACAGAACUGAGUGUUGCAGAAACAACCAUGACUGAGGAUGGCCCACACCCACCGAGCUCCGGGACACGGGCCAGCAUGCACCCGUGGUGCCACCCCACUAGUCGGUUUGUGCCAUGAACCACUUUCCCUUCCUGUGAAUGGCAUCGGCUACCUCAUAUUCCCUUGUCUAGAUAGAUUGUGAUCUGUUUAAAAUACAGGAUCCUACUUAGCAAUAAGAAUAAACUUCUAAGAAUCAUUGUACAUGUAAUGACACAAAUAAAUCUCAGAAAUCUCGUGCUGGGCAAAAAGCGCCACAGAAUAGAAUGUGCUACAUGAUUCCACAUAUAUGAAGUUCAGGGGCAGCAAACUACCUGGUGAAGAAGUCAGAGCAGCAAUCAGCUUGCAGGGUGAAGGAGUAUAGGAGACCUUUCUGGAGUAAUGGGCAGCUCUCAAUCUUGGUCCAGGCCGUGGUGGCAUGGGAGUAAACAUAUAAGUUUAACUGAGCUUUGUCUACGCUUGAGAUCUUUGCAUGUUACUGUAUGUAAAAAUAUACUUCAAUAAAGUACUAAAAAGGGAGACCGCAGAGAUGUAGUCACCCAGGUCAGAAGGGAGGGAGGGAAGAAUGAAAAUGAAAGGACAUGGAAGAUUCAACACGUGCCUCCAGGCCAAAGACCAGGGACCUCUUCAGCUUGAACAUCUACCUGGAGCCUGUCACUUUAAAUGGUCUGUUACCUGCCUCACCCAGGAAGAGCACAAUGAUAACACCAACAUGGGCCAGUGAAGCCACGUCCUCCACAACUAGA
Messenger RNA from Hipposideros armiger (great roundleaf bat), 3677 nucleotides. RefSeq names its product serine protease 16 (gene PRSS16). Bases 10 to 1545 code for a protein of 511 amino acids. The transcript is spliced from 12 exons. The record is from RefSeq and is a predicted model, not a curated record. NCBI's taxonomy places the organism in Eukaryota, Metazoa, Chordata, Mammalia, Chiroptera, Hipposideridae. Gene Ontology annotation, biological process: proteolysis. Gene Ontology annotation, molecular function: serine-type exopeptidase activity; dipeptidyl-peptidase activity. Gene Ontology annotation, cellular component: lysosome; endosome.